GGGAUAUACCUAUAAGUACACGCAGUGCACACACUGGAUAUUGGCACCUCGACUCUAUCGGCUUGUCUUAGAUCUGCAUACAGCAAGAGAACUGACCUCAAUCAUACAGAACAUACAUUCUCUCCGAACGCUAUUGGGACACAUUCUUCUGGAACGAAACAAAUCCAAGCAGGAAUUGCUAUAUAUAGCAGUCGUUCCAAGCCAUGCCAGGUGGUGGACUCCCAAGGCUACCAAGGGUGUCUCGCCCUUGGCUUGUUUCUUUCACUAUGCUUACCUUGUGCGCUUGUGCGUGCUGAACUUCAGCCCUAUCGGGGAUCGCCCUGCGCCUGCCGCAGAGAAUGGGGACGCAAAUCCAAUCCAUCCAUUAUGAUAACGACAAUCUAAUUAAUAUGAAGGGAAGUAGCAGUAACAACACCAUGUUCUUUGUUGACAUGGCUUCUUUCCCUUCUUUUCUAUACCCUUCUUGGUCGGGGUAUUUCUUUUUUAACAAAUCCAUUGCUGUCGCUGCUGAAUCCCAUGUGCUCUCCUGUGCCUCUUUAUAUUCCUUGCUUUGGAUCAUAACAGCAUUGUGCAUGGCUUGUUGUAACCAUGUUUCGACUACGUCCAACUCACAUUGUCCCCUCGGACGACGAGAUCUAUUCAAGUGUCCAGAGGAUUCUGGUUGCUCGAAUUCUCGAAAGAGGUGGAGAUCUACAUGUAUCACCACAUCGACAGCGUCAGUCCUCAUCAGAAGCGGCGCCCAUGGAUUCUCCUCUUCUUGCCCUUGAUUCCAGUAGCUUCGAGGAGUUUACAGAUUGUGGCCCUGAUGAUUGUGACAGCUCUCCCAGCCUCAGUAGUGGUAAGGGUAAACGAAAGACCUCAUCCGAAGAGACACACCAUCAGCUAUCUCCUGGCCACCAAGAGGCUCCGCCCUCCGGGACUGAUGAUACUCGUCUGGCUGAGCAAUUGGAAACAAUAACGCUGAGCUUUACCUCAUUCCUUUCACCAUCCAUAUGGCUUGGUCCGUUUGCUUCGUCUUCUGGGCCUGUUGGUGGAAACUUGUGCCAGGAGCGGGGAGAUGACUUUUCAACGACUCCGUUCUACCCAAUGAAGCCAAUGGCAUCAUUUCUAAUACCGCCAGGAUUUCCUCCGCUAAAGUGUCAUGCUCUUUAUUCAGAUAUUUUUCUAUGUUCAGAAGAGUCGAACAAAGCAUUUCCAGUUCUGGGAUGUGCUAUUACGGGUCCAAUUCCGCCAAGGUCCGCGCGCUGCAGCUCCCCGUACUUCCAAUCUAUAGCAUCUACACCUUCACUUUCACACUCUCAGGAUACCGAUUUGGAAAGUGAAAGUCAGGAUGGCUUUACCUCAUCCAACCCUGGCAGCAACCGGGAGCUUACAACAAGCCUCUACGGAAUCGAUCCAUUUUUUAAUCACUUUGGCCAGUCCCCUGCCACCAGCGAUGCCAAUUGUGGCAGUGACAACAGUCGAACUGUUAAGAAAGUUUCGAAUGUCAACUGCUUUCAAUGUCAGUGGCAUUGCCCGAAGGGGGUACCUGACAACAGCUACGCUUCUGCAAUAACUUCACUCUCUUGCUACGGAUUUGAUUCAAUUGUAGCUCCUGAAGAGGUAGCAUCAUCCCAGGCCUCCCAAAGCGGAUCGUCGAGCCCAGAUCAAUCCCCUGCGACACCGGCAUCUAGUGUGGAGGGUGUCAGCACCGUAUCAACUUCCAGGAACCCGACUCAAGGUUAUCCAAUUGCAUCCUCAAGCAUUGUUACCCGCACGGGCCGAAUCCUUCUUAUUGCACCAAAAGCUUUUGCAGACCAAAUCCCUCAAAUCGAGAGAAUUUCCCAGGAAGCGAUUGGGCUGCCGCAAGUACCACAAUCCUAUACGUUCUUUACAUUGCCUUGGUUGACCCUGCAGCCAAUGACUCCCACAUACCCAGUAUUGACUCCAGCGAACCAGCCGCAGCCUGCAAUCCCACUCCGUCAUACAGGCAUAAAUUACUAUCAUGUACCCUUGGGCGGCAUUGUCAGGAACCCUAUUCCACCAAGUCCGGCUUUGAACCAGGAACAGCAGCAACAAUAUACUGAACCAACCACAAAUUCAGCAUAUCCAACAGGGCACGGAUACUUAGUCCAGCAAGCAGGCCAACAGGUGCACGAUAACAGUGCUAGUGAGCCUGUGACAAGUCGGCUGCCUGCGGGAUCAUUCCAGAUGCCUCUGGGUGUGCGCUGGCGAAUUCAGCAAUUCAACUGGGCUCCUGAUCCUACUAGCCACCCUGGAGGAGGCCCUAAUAAUAUGUGAUCACUAUGCCAUUACACUGAUGGACAAUGAAGGUUAGACGGCUCAAUUCAGAAGGUCAUUGUUACGUUUAAUUUUCACAUUUCAAAACGUGAGCCUCUUUUGCAUUGUACAUGUAUGACAUGUACAUUUGUUUUAGGCAUGAGGUCAGUGAUGGAAGAAAUUUUCUCGAGGAAGGUGUAGUUAUCAGAAUGGCUUCGGAAUUCUCUCACAGGUUUCUUUUCUCUUUUCCUUUCCUUUUUUCUCCCCUUCUGUUCCUUCUGCAGUGGUUGUAUGGUGCUAUUUUUCUUUGUGAGGCUUCUUCUUGUUCAAUUUUAUUGAGGAGCAGAAUUCAUUUGUGCUUAGGUUGAUUAACUAAAUAGUUGGCUGUUAUGGUGGUAUGCAUUUGCAGUUAUAUUUUUCAGCGCAUGUUUUUUUCAUGAUUUAUGGAAUUAUGAUUCAUGACUUCUUUGGCUCUUGCUCGAGACCUUAUAUUAUUACUGCUGUCAUUCUUUUAGCUUCUUCUUAUCUUCUCACUUGUAUUUUUUUCUAUUUUUUUCUAUUCCUUUCUUUCUCAUUUUUCUUGUUAUUGCUGUUGUUAAAUGUGAAAUCAAUAUCAACGAGCUGAUGAUACCAUACCUGGCUAGUUAGCGCAUCAAGUUUCAUAUCAAGUAGAGUGUUCUUGUGUCUUUGGAAAGAGAUCUGCUCGCAAUGUCAUUAUUAUGCCAGCAAGAGCAUAUGGUAGCUCAUGGCUUUUGGUUAUUAUUUUGAAGGAAGAACAAAAAGGGGAAAACAAAACAAAAAAAAGCCUUGUCACACCACACACACCACAUGUACUGUAACCCCCCAAGGCCAAAUCUCCCAUAUAUGUAUGUAUAUCUACGAUAUCUAAAGAUGUCUCUUCUCUCUUCUUUCUUCUUUCUUCUUUUAUUUGUUUAUCCUCACUUCUUUCUCCGGGCCCUCAUUCUAAUUUAUAUUAUUAAACACCACCACCCCCAACCUUCUAAAACACCUACGUAGUCCUUUUUACACUUCUGCAAAGGGUACAAAGAAAAAAGAAAAAAGAAAAAAAAAAAACAGUAAAAACAGUAAAAAGGAAAUCUAGUUUUUCUUCUCCC
Blastomyces dermatitidis ER-3 is the source of this 3374-nucleotide messenger RNA. RefSeq lists its product as uncharacterized. The record is from RefSeq and is a predicted model, not a curated record. NCBI's taxonomy places the organism in Eukaryota, Fungi, Ascomycota, Eurotiomycetes, Onygenales, Ajellomycetaceae. The transcript is spliced from 3 exons. The coding region runs from base 589 to 2280 and encodes 563 amino acids.